Molecule: messenger RNA, 778 nt
Organism: Diabrotica virgifera virgifera (western corn rootworm)
Lineage: Eukaryota; Metazoa; Arthropoda; Insecta; Coleoptera; Chrysomelidae
Product: elastin-like
Exons: 2
Coding region: 151-645 (164 amino acids)
Source: RefSeq, a predicted model, not a curated record
UAUCUUACUCUCCCUAUGUGCAUACAUGCGGAAAGUGAAUAACUGUUAGUGUCCUAUUUGGGUGUGGACAAGGUUAUCGGUCACUAUAUAAAAUACGAAGUAAUAGCAGAUAUUUGUAUCACUUCUCCGGUAUCAACACAUUAAAACAACAUGAACCCAUUGUCUGUAGCUGUACUUUUCGUAGCAGUCGCUGCCGCCAGCGCUAGCGGUCUCCUUGGAGCCGGUCUCGUAGCCGACAAAGGAGCCCUCGAAGGCGCACUAGGAGGCCAAUGGAUUCCUGAUGUACCAGUUGCCGGACACGGACCUGCAGGUAUCGUCGCUCCCGGAGUAGUAGCAGCUGGAGCAAGUGCCAGAGGUGCCCUCGAAGGUGCCCUUGGAGGACAAUGGAUCCCUGAUGUACCAGUAGCCCACGGACCUGGUGUACUUGGCGCUGGUGUACUUGGAGCUCCCGGUCUCGUCGCCCCUGGUAUCCUUGGAGGUCCCCUUGGUCUCGGUCUUGGUCUUGGACCCGUAGGACUUGGUCUUGGACCCGUAGGACCCCUUGGUCUUGGAUUGGCUGGACACGGUUUGGCUGGACCCAGUGCCAGAGGUGCCCUCGAAGGUGCUUUGGGAGGCCAAUGGAUCCCUGAUACCCACGGUCAUUAAAUAGUUUAGUGUUUAUGUGGCUGACAUUACAUCAUUUUCUUUUGUUUUCCUUCUUUCUUCCUUUCUAUGCGUUUUGUAAAAUAAUUUCUAAAUUAUUACCAUAUAUUACAUCAAUAAAUGUCAGUUUCUUUUA